Messenger RNA from Zophobas morio, 1124 nucleotides. Its product is annotated as dual specificity protein phosphatase 3-like. The transcript is spliced from 4 exons. Gene Ontology annotation, biological process: protein dephosphorylation; negative regulation of MAPK cascade. Bases 393 to 1025 code for a protein of 210 amino acids. Gene Ontology annotation, cellular component: cytoplasm. Gene Ontology annotation, molecular function: MAP kinase phosphatase activity; protein tyrosine/serine/threonine phosphatase activity. The record is from RefSeq and is a predicted model, not a curated record. NCBI's taxonomy places the organism in Eukaryota, Metazoa, Arthropoda, Insecta, Coleoptera, Tenebrionidae.
UAAAUACAUAACAUUAAAUCAAUGAUUACACUAUUCAGUAAAAUAACCAUACCAGAACCGAAAUAAAUGAAUGGAGCGACAAUUUGCUGUGAAUUACGAGGAAGUUCGUCGAAUAAAUCAAUGUGUCAGUGACUAAUUGGACCUAUUAUUACUGUCCAUUACCUUUUACAGCAUGCCGGUUUGAUUAUCCGCCAUUAUUCACGGGUCGUACGCGCUUAAAUCUGAUCAACUAUUGUAAAUGUUUGGCAAAACAUCAAAAAAUCUAUUUUUGAAAGUAGACUGUUAUUGCGAGUGUUCCAAUUUUAAACAUUAUCUUCAUUUAAGUUUUAUAUUUUUAACCCGUACACGUGAAAAGAUUACUUGGUGGUACAUUAGCAUAAAAUAAGUCUGCGAUGUGGCGUGAACGUGUGUAUAACGGAACCCUGAGGCCGAAAAGCGACCGCGAGGAAGUCAUUACCGGAGAGUAUCUAAACGAUUUGCUUGGUGGACUUAACGUUACGGUUGGAACGGAUUACUCCACCAAGCUGUCAGAAGCACAUGAUGUGAAUUUCAUUACCACGGGUCUAUAUCUCGGAGACAAAUACACGGCCAAAGACAGGAGAUUUUUAGCAAGGACUGGGUUCACACACGUUCUAAACGCGGCCGAGGGUAUAGACGAAUAUCAAGUCAACACAAACCAACACUUUUACAGAAGUGCAAACAUCACAUAUUUAGGAAUACCUGGACAUGAUAGGCCUUCUUGGAAUAUUUCUGUUUAUUUCGACGAAGCGGCGAGGUUCAUCGAUCAGGCGGUGAAGAGCGGCGGGAAGGUGUUGGUACACUGUGUGGUUGGGAUUUCGAGGUCCGCAACAUUGGUUAUAGCGUAUUUGAUGAUUUGUAAAGGGAUGAACGCCGCUGAGGCUCUAGCGUACACUUUUAAAAGACGACGGGUGUAUCCCAACCAUGGGUUUUUGAAUCAUCUAGCGCAACUCAAUAACGUACUUAACAAAACGAGAGAACCAACUUUCAAAAGUUAUCUGUUGUAAGAGAAAACUUGUGAAUUCCAGGAAUUGAUCUUUUACUUAGAAGGUUCAUUUUGUAUCGGUUUCUGUACAUGACGUGGAUAAUAAAAAUAUAGUUUGAUA